This is a messenger RNA of Rosa chinensis, 1852 nucleotides long. RefSeq lists its product as uncharacterized. Gene Ontology annotation, molecular function: protein binding. Bases 102 to 1481 code for a protein of 459 amino acids. The record is from RefSeq and is a predicted model, not a curated record. The transcript is spliced from 3 exons. NCBI's taxonomy places the organism in Eukaryota, Viridiplantae, Streptophyta, Magnoliopsida, Rosales, Rosaceae.
UCCUCUGUUUAACUGCUCUCUCAACCGUGAAUUCAGAUUCUCUCGCUCUAAAUUCACCACCGCAUUUGAUCUCCGGCCGCCUCUCUCAGCCCUACGACGUAAUGGCGACUUCUGAGGAGGAGCAUCCCGUUGAUAAUGACAAUCUUGUGGACAAUGAUUCUGAAGAAGAUCUGUUUGAUGACAUUGCAGAACAGCAUAUAGAGUCUUCAAAUGAGCUCAAAGUGGUGGAUCUCUCUGAUGUGGUAUGUUCAAAUGAGCUCAAAGUGGUGGAUCGCUCUGAUGUGUUUGGCAGAGAUCCUCGCAAAAGAACCGCUCCUGUAGAUGUUCCUUAUGAUGAAUUUCCACACAAAAGGUUUAAGCAAAACAUGGAGAUCCAAGAUGUUGUAAUGGAGCAUGCUCUUUAUUUUCUCCCUGCCAAGUCGCUUUGCAGAUUCAAAACUGUUAACAAAGAGUGGGAUCGGUACAUUAACAGUCCCUUUUUCGCUCACCAGCAAACUCACUCCUUCCGAGACAUCUCUGGUCUUUUUUGUCAACUCCCUGGUGAUAAGCCUUCCUUCAUAUCACUCGAUCAAGAUGCUUAUGGAAUUCCUAGUCCAUCCCUCAGUUUCUUGCCUCAGCCUGUUACUCUCAGAACCGCUUGCAAUGGUCUGCUUUGCUGCCAAAACUGCUUUGAACAAAAUAGCUACUACAUUUGUAACCCUGUGAAUGAGGAAUGGAAAGUGCUUCCGGAGCCAAACUUUUAUCAUGGACCUGAUCAAUCAGCCUUGGCACUAGCCUUUGAGCCUUCGGCACUAAACUUUGCAGCACAUUUUGAACUUGUGUGUGCAUUUUCUCUAUCUUUAACUGAUCAACCAGUCAUCUGCUUUGAGAUAUACUCUUCAAGGUCAAGGUCCUGGAGACUCGCUGAGACUGUAUGUUCUGAGCUAGAUUGCUUGAAGUUGAAUGGGGAUGGAAUCUUCCUGAAGGGUGUAGUCUUUUGGGAAACUUUUGCUGGGGCCAUUCUGGCUUUUGACUUGAAGGAGGAGCACUAUGGCAUUCUGUCACUCCCUCCCAACAGUGGACCGCAAGGUGUUCUAACAGAGAUGCGGGGUGAGCUGUGCUAUAUUCUGCCUGUUAGAGAAGGUAAUAGUUACACCUUGGAAAUCUAUGGUGAUAUGGACAUGAAUCUCAAGCAUAUAAUUCCUCUCAAUCUUGGUUUUCUUUCUCAUACUCACCAAGAGUCGAUAAGGGUUUUGGCUUGUGUGAAUGAUGAUGCUGUGGUAAUUCUUUUUGGAGACAGAGUGAUUGCUUAUAAUAUGAAAGCUAGGACGGUUGAAACAUUAAGGGAUAUAGUGAAUGGUAAUUACAAUGGUGAAUACAAUGCUGGAUUUGCAAAGCAUCUUCCUUAUGUGAACAGCCUUGUUCAUGUACACUCAUCAUACAUAACGAGCCUCCUUUCUGAAGAUCCUACUACCUCCUAUUCCUAUCUGAAGUCUCCCUGAACAGCCUUUUACGGUCAGUGUGGCAGUUAAUGCUCCACAUUACCUUUUUUCUCUCCAAUUGGAUCAUUCAUGGUUUUUGGAUUGAUUCUUUGCAAGUUCAGUCCAGAGAGCUAGCUUCUUUUCGUGCUGGGGAAGAAGUUCUUAUUUGGAACUUGUUUAAUCUCAUAGGUUCUUGGGAUUGAUUGAUUUUUUGCAAGUUCAAUUUACAACUUCUUUCUAAGCUUGAGAAAGAAGUUCUCCUUUGGAACUUGCUUGAUUGUCAUAAAGUUUGUUCUUGGUAUUUGACUUUCUGUGUGUUUCAGAUCAUGAAAACAUUGUCAUUCGUACCUUCUUGUAUGAUGGUCGAUGGAUAAUCAGUUUCAUUUUCUCUG